This is a messenger RNA of Drosophila grimshawi, 5347 nucleotides long. Its product is annotated as disintegrin and metalloproteinase domain-containing protein 9. Bases 765 to 5141 code for a protein of 1458 amino acids. The record is from RefSeq and is a predicted model, not a curated record. NCBI's taxonomy places the organism in Eukaryota, Metazoa, Arthropoda, Insecta, Diptera, Drosophilidae. Gene Ontology annotation, biological process: membrane protein ectodomain proteolysis. The transcript is spliced from 8 exons. Gene Ontology annotation, molecular function: metalloendopeptidase activity.
CGGGUGCUUUUCAUCCAAUUUGUUGUUGUGUCAGCGUGUAGCGCGGCUGUGUUUUGGAGCUUAUAAGUAUGUGUAUCUCUGCAAGGUUGAUUGUGUGUCUGUGCUUGUGCUCGUGUGUUAAACCCAAAUUGAAUUAUUGCCAAAAAAUGCAAAUUGCAAGCAUAAAUUAGUUAAUUGAAUUAUUUUUGUAAAUAACACUUGCCGAAUUCUUAUCAAAUUCCAAUAGCUAGCUGCAAAAAAAAAUAACAACAAAAGUGACCGAAAUAACAGCAGAGAAGAAAAAGAAGAAGAGGAACCAAUAGAAGAGACACAUACGUCAAUGCCGUUAUAAUUUUGUAUACGCAAAUAAAGAUAUCAGCUUUUCUUUUGUUUACACUCAACAGUGCCGGGAGUAAGAAUGUAGGUGUGUGCGUGCGUGUGUCUGUGUGUACAAAAGUGCCUGCUGUUCUCGUUGUUGUUGCUGUUCUUGCUCCGCAUCCUGUUUUUAAUUCUCAUCAAAUGCGGCAAAUAAAUAAUGUCAGUUUUUAAGUCAUCGGUUGUUUGCUGCUCCUGCUUGAUAAGCUGCUGCUACUACUGCUGACACGGGAAGUGGAGGUUGCAAGUUGUGGAAGUGAUGUCACCCCAUUUGCCUGCUGCACGAGACGAUAAUAACAACAAAUUUUACUAUUACCGCUGCCACACAACAAAAACAAAAACAACAACUACAAAUAACGACAACGUUAUUGCAAUUGCUCUGGAUUCCUAAGAUUUCGAGACGUAGGAAAAUGCCUUGGCUGCUUUCCCAUUUAAAUUUACAGUUGCAGCAACAACGGCUGCCGUUGCAGUUGCCGUUUGCCCUGUUGUUGCUAUUGCUCAACAUAUGCUUGCAACAAGACAUCGUUCUCGUCACAGCUGACAACGCGGAGUCAAAAGCACACAUUGGUGACUAUUUUCCUGCCCUUAAUGAGUUUUCAACUCACACUGUGAUACGCCCCCAAGUGCAACAUGGACGCACUAAGCGCAGCCUGCAAGGCACUCUGGAUGCAACGGAUGGUCUGCAUGCGCCGAGCUUAUCACUGAGCUACACGCACCAAGGACAACGCAUCCAAAUCGAACUGCAGCGCAACGAUCGCCUCCUCCCCGAAGCCCACUUCCUGCGCUAUCAGAAUGCCAGCAACCAGCUGGAAGGCGACUCCGGCUAUGUGGUGCGCAAUUUUACCAAGACUGACGUUGAUUUAUGCCAUUAUCAGGGACACAUACGCGGACGGCCAGAUUCAAGAGUGGCACUAGCCACCUGCGAUGGCGCACUGAAUGGGGUUGUCUUCGAUGGCCAGGACACGUAUUUCAUUCACCCACACAGCAAUGGCAGCGGACGGCUGCAGGAUGACCAUUAUCUGCUCAGACACGCGGACAUCUUGCAGCAGAAUGCCACCUGUGGCUACGAUAGCCAUACUGACAACCACAGUCCACACGAGCAGAGCGGGAUGGAACAUAAGCAGGAGCAGGAGCAGGAGUCAGAGCAAGAACCAGAGCAGGAGCUGAAGCAGCUAAAGCUGCCACAUCGCUUGGAUGGCGGCGAAAUCAAACGCAUGCUGAGACGCCAGCGACGCCACACGGAUGAGAGUCAACUGAUACGUGGUCCAUACAAUGCCGACAAGUAUUCCAGCUAUGUGGAGCUGGUGAUUGUCGUGGACAACAAGGUGUACAAGCAUUUCGGUGAGAAUACCAAGCGAGUGCAUCAGCAUUGCAAGGAUCUGGCCAACAUUAUCAACGCCCUCUAUGUGCCGCUGAACAUCUUUGUGGCUCUUGUGGGAGUGGUCAUCUGGAAUGAAUCAAAUGAGAUUGAGUUCUCCAGUGAUGGCGAUGUUACCCUUCGCAACUUCCUUAAUUAUCGCAGCACCAAGCUGGUGGUGGAGCAUCCGAACGACAAUGCACAGCUGCUGACCAAAGAGACAUUUGCAGGUGGAGUGGUGGGCAAGGCCCUAAAGGGACCCAUCUGCACGUAUGAGUUUUCUGGCGGAGUUAGCAUGCAGCACAGUCAGGUGUUGGCCGUGGUCGCCACCACAAUGGCUCACGAGAUGGGACACAAUUUUGGCAUGGAGCACGACUCGAGCGAUUGUCAUUGUCCGGACGAGAAAUGCGUGAUGGCCGCCUCGAGUACGGCUGUGGUGCCGGUGCACUGGAGCAGCUGCAGCAUCGAUCAGCUGACCAUUGCCUUCUCCCGUGGCAUGAACUAUUGCCUAAGAAAUAAACCCACCAAGCUAUUCGAAUCGCCGCAGUGCGGCAAUGGAUUCGUAGAGCCCGGCGAGCAGUGCGACUGUGGUUUGCCCACCCACUGUGAGAAUAGCUGCUGCAAUGCCCACACCUGCAUGCUACACAGCAAUGCCUCCUGUGCCACGGGCGAGUGCUGUGAUCUCGACACAUGCAGACCCAAGCUGCCGGGCAGCGCUUGCCGACCCUCGGAGAACGAAUGCGAUCUGCCCGAGUACUGCACCGGCGAGUCGGAAUACUGCCCGGCAGAUGUGUUUCGUCGUGACACGGAGCCAUGCGAUAAUAAUCAGGCGUACUGCUUCCAGGGCACUUGUCGGUCGCAUGCCAAUCAGUGCCGCAUUCUGUGGGGACCGACAGGCGACAACUCGGUGCACUGCUACGAGAAGAAUGUGGAGGGUUCCCGGCUGGGCAACUGUGGCUACAAUCGACACAAUAAAACCUUUGUGAAGUGCUCGCGGGAGCAUGUUCAUUGUGGAAUGCUGCACUGCAUCCAUUUGAAUGAACGUUUGGAGUUUGGCAUGGAAUCGGCCGCUGUAUUAUCCCAUUCCUAUGUCAAUCACAAUCGAAAAAUUGUUGCUUGUCGCACGGCAUUGGUUGAUCUUGGUCUGCAGACCAUUGAUCCUGGACUGACGCCCAAUGGCGCCAAGUGUGGCGAACACAGCAUGUGCGUCAAUCAGCAGUGCCUGUCUGUGGCGAGUGUGCGCCAACAGGGCAUGGGUGCCACCUGUCCCGACGACUGCAACGAUAACGGUGUCUGCAACAGUCGGGGGCAUUGCCACUGCGAUGUAGGAUUCGGUGGCGAGUCAUGCAGCAAGCCCGGACACGGUGGCUCCGUGGACAGUGGACCAGCCACAGAUCCAAGCAGCAAUCUGAGCAUCUCGCGUUUCCUGUACAUUCUGUUCUUCCUUGUGUUGCCCCUGUUGUUCAUCGGCUGGUUGGUUUAUCGCUUCGUGUUGCGGGACAACAAGCUCUUCGCCGGUGGAAAACUCGCUGAGAAUAUCAUGAAAACCGCUAACGCCAUUAAACAGCCAACUUCGCGCAGUAAUCAAAAUGGAGGCGGUCCACCAGGUGGUGCAGGUGGCCCAAAUGCACUGCCCAAAUCGACUCCCAGCAGUACGGACGACAUGAACUCGGCACUGCUAAAGUCACCGAGCGAUUCGAGCGACGCCGCCGGUGGAGCUGCCAAUGCGCCGAGCAUGUUUGGUAAAUUCAAAGGAUUCACGCUGCGUCCACUGAACAAUGCCAGCUCGCCGGCGAGCAACUACAGCGGACCCAAUGUGGCCUUUGUGCAGCCGACGGUUCAGCUGGAGAGCAAUGGAGUGCCACAGCGAUCGGCUCCGCCACCGCCAGUGGUCAAAACGCCCGAGCAGACGGCAGCAACGAAAACAAAAACAAGCAAUACAUUGCCACGUGCGGCACCAGCAUUGCCACCACCGAAUCCCGGCUGCACGGCACGUCCGAUCAUAUCCAAACCGACACUCGACUCCAGUACGCUGACCAUGGUGCCACUGAAGGGCAGCACUGGAGAUCUAUCGCCGACACGCUCAGCACCGGCGCCGCCGGUGCCGCUGCAUGCGGAUCCCAAGCUGAAUAUGAAGCGAGAUGGAACCAUCCGCCGCUUUGCCUCAUUCCUCAAGAAGGAGGACAAGACACCGCUGAAGGAGAAGACGUACAUUGAUCGCGAGAGAUUGCGUACGCUGGAAAUAUCGGCACCGAUGCCAGUGCCAAUGCCGCCACAGGCCGAGUCCUCCAACUCGGACUCGGAGACGACACCGCGCGAGGAGGAAACCAAGAAUCUGGUAAAGCGCACACAGUCCAUGCGUUCGCCCACCAGAAAGACGCAGCCGCAAACAUUUGGCUCCAUGCGCUCACCGCCCGGAGCAGCGCGUCCCAAAAGCAUAGUGACGAACUCAACCACCACCAAUGCCGCUGGUGGCACCCGACCCAAAUCACCACCACCACGUCCACCGCCCGUGAUCAAGAAGACGCUGUCGACAACCUCAUCUGGUUAUCAGCUACCAGUGGCCACCGCUCAGACGACCGUCGAGAAUAAUUACGAUGAUUGUGAGUUCAUCGAGAAGCCAUUGCGUGCAUCCAGCGAUGCCAUCUACUCGGUCAUUGAGGAGAUACCGCCGGCGGCACAGACGCUUAAGCGUAGCGAUCUCGUUGCCACCACCAGCAGCAGCACUAGCAGCGAUAUGGGCUUGCUGGGCGAGAUUGUCAAUGAGUUUGAGAAACUCAAUGGCGGUGAUUCUCUUUACUCGGGCAAACCCACAACACCAGAAGCAGCAUCAGCAGCAGCACCACCACCACCAGAGGUGGUGGUUGAGGAGCAGACUGCAACGCCCCGAAGUCCACAGCGUCCGGCUCCACCGAAGCCGGCAGGCAGCAAUCGAAAUAGCAGCACGGAGGACAAACCGCCGGCAGUGACGCCCACUUAUAUGCGUGCCACGACCCUAAAUGCUCCUGUUGCACGUGUGGCACCCACACGCUCCGACAUUUCGCCAUCGCGCGCCUUCUCCAGCUUUAAGCCAGCGCCAGCAACCAGCUCCUCCAGCAACAACAGCAGCAGCACCACCACCACCACUACUAUCAAGGCAGCACCGACUCCCGCUCCAGCUGCCCAGACGACGCGCAUUGGUGGCGCCGCGCGUCCCAAGUCCUUUACGCGGACUUCGAAAACACUGCCCAAUGGCGUGGCAGCCACGCCCUCGGCCACCAUACAGAAACCCAAGCCAUUGUCGGCGAAGCCAUCGUUUAGUGGCGGACUCGCGAAGCGUGCCCCGGGAGCAGCUGCAUCCGCAACUGUGGCAACCGCGCCCACGCCGCCCACCGUGAAGGCGUCGUCGAAUAUUGCGUCGCUGACGUCACGUUUUGAGCAGCGAAAGUAGACAACAUAUGACUUUCUAUAUAUUAAGUUAGGUUAGGUACGAAAUAAUUUAAUUUUGGCACAUGUCGUUGAUAUUCAUUCCCCCGCCCCUUCUAGUUAGCUCUAUAAGGCGUUGCUUAAUUUAUGUGCUUUUAAGUAUCUCAAUGACUAAUUUUAAGGCUCAGUGUACGAAAUUUUAUUGAUAUCUCUAGUAAUAUAUUACCCAUU